Molecule: messenger RNA, 993 nt
Organism: Fopius arisanus
Lineage: Eukaryota; Metazoa; Arthropoda; Insecta; Hymenoptera; Braconidae
Exons: 4
Coding region: 1-993 (330 amino acids)
Source: RefSeq, a predicted model, not a curated record
AUGGGGCUAAACAUUAGUGCUGGUGAGAAGACAAAGAGAAAAAUUGCAGGCUGUGGGGGUGGUGGUGGUGUUCGGAAGAAACGUAGAGGGGGAAGUGUGAAGAAAAAGAUACCACUGCGACAGAUUAUACAAGCCGCCAAAGGCUCCAUGCAGCCUGGACCCAAUGCUGUGAUGAGCGCACUUAAAGGACUCAGUGCGACAGGUGCCCUAGCGGGUGGAGCUGCUGGUAUAGCCAAAGCUGUCAACACUUCUAAACAUGCCAGAGCCGAACUGGAAGAGAGUAAACGUCACAACGGCACCAUGGAAUCCAUCGCUCUCGGAUUCGCUGAAGAUUAUCAGAGAAUUGUUGUGAAUGCAAAGCAUGAGUUAAUCCUAACAUGUUCACACAGUAACUUUAAUGCUAUAUUCCAAGCCAAUGUUGGACCACAAGCUGAGCACUUCAAAAUCACAAUCACCCAGAUCGAUCGGAUGCUACCCUACACUAAACCUGCUGACACUCGAAAAGUACAGCUUCUCAAUCAGAUUUUAAAAGACAGGGUGGUGCCGAUUAGCUUUCGCUCUUGGGAAUUGUACGAGUAUCCUCUGCUGCCGAGCACAACGAAGCAUGUCUGGACUGUGAAAUGCUCAAUGCAAUUGGAGAAACCGCGUUACGUCAUUUUCGGCUUUCAAGUAGCUAGAAAAAAUCAGGCUUUGAAGGAUGCCAGUGCAUUCGAUCAUUCUCUUCUCUACGAUAUGUACACCAGCUUCCAAGCCUCCUAUUACCAUACAGAACCUGAACCACGAUUCAGCAGAGCGGACUACUUGAAAACAGCACCCCUCAUCGUCAUCGAUUGCUCCAAGCAGAACGAGUUCUUGAAAAUCGGCCCUGUGGCCAUUCGUCUGGAGUUUGAAUCAUCGCAGAUCUUCGAUGCCAACACCGCAGCCUACUGCUUGAUCUUACACGAUCGAAUCAUCGAAUCACCGGCAGCGUCAAGAAACUUAUUUAAAAAAUAA